Molecule: messenger RNA, 1968 nt
Organism: Botrytis sinoallii
Lineage: Eukaryota; Fungi; Ascomycota; Leotiomycetes; Helotiales; Sclerotiniaceae
Exons: 6
Coding region: 1-1968 (655 amino acids)
Biological process (GO): L-arabinose metabolic process
Molecular function (GO): alpha-L-arabinofuranosidase activity
Source: RefSeq, a predicted model, not a curated record
AUGUUCUAUUCUAGUCUUUCUGUUUUACCGGUGCUUGCUGGCAUUGCCAGUGCCAUCAAUAUCACUGCAUCUGCAAGUGGUGGGAAUGCCUCUUCUCCAUUAGCAUAUGGUCUCAUGUUCGAGGACAUCAAUCAUUCUGGUGAUGGUGGAAUCUAUGCCGAACUGAUUCAAAAUCGAGCAUUUCAAGGAAACCGAGAAUUUGCAUCUACUUUGGAGCCAUGGACAGCAAUUGGAAGUUCAGUCUUGACCUUGCAAAAUACAUCAAUACCAUUAUCCUCAGCAUUGCCUACAUCAGUCAAUGUUCGUGCAUCAUCCAAUGGCACAUAUGCAAAUAGCACGGGGACAAUUGGACUCUCCAAUCCCGGAUGGUGGGGAUUCAGUGUCCAACCUCAAAAAUAUACCGGAAGUUUUUGGGUUCUGGGUGCAUACACGGGAAACUUCACGGCAAGCUUGGUCGGUGCAACUUCUGGAACCGUGUUUGCGAGUGUCGAUAUACCAUCCAACUCUACCUCUGAAAAAUGGACCGAAUUCCCUUUCACCCUCGAACCUACCGCUGCAGCUCCAGAUGUCAAUAACAAUUUCACCAUCGAAUUCGAAAGUGGUCAUUCUCUCAACUUCAAUCUCAUCAGUCUCUUCCCACCAACUUACAAUGACAGACCAAAUGGUCUUCGACCAGAGCUUGUACAAGCCAUGAAAGAUCUAAACCCAAGUUUCUUCAGAAUUCCAGGAGGAAAUAACAUUGAGGGAGACUCUUACGGUUACCGAUGGGCGUGGAAUGAGACAAUUGGCCCUCUCAAAGAUCGUCCAGGAAGACCAGGUAUGAACCUGGGGUUACCAAACACCGAUGGACUUGGUUUGAUUGAAUACAUGAACUGGUGCACCGAUCUCAAUGUCGAGCCAGUCCUAGCAGUCUGGGCCGGUCUUUACCUACGUAGCGACGAUACACAAGUAUUGGUUGUACCUGAAGCCGAACUCCAACCAUAUGUUGAUGAUGUGAUGAACGAACUCGAGUUCCUCAUGGGCGAUACCAGCACAACAUACGGAGCUCUUCGUGCUUCCCUUGGUUACCCCGAACCGUGGAAAAUCAACAUUAUAGAAGUGGGCAAUGAAGAUAACCUCAGCGGAGGAGAACCCUCAUAUAUCGCCUACCGCUGGCCUAUGUUUUUCAAUGCCAUCCAUGCGAAAUACCCAGAUAUCCUCGUCCUCUCUUCGACUCAAGAUCUUCGCUCUGUUGGUCCUCCUCACACAUCUGGAACGGAUUUCCAUCAAUAUCUCAGACCCGAUGAUUUUGCAGUCCAAUUCGAACUCUUCGAUAACGCAAAUCGAUCUUACCCCAUCUUACUAGGCGAGUAUGCCGUCAUCCAACCAAACGCAAAUGGUGUACCCGUCGACUGGAGCGCCGCCAAAUUAGACUACGGAACUUGGGUUGGUGCAGUCGGUGAAGCCAUCUACCUUCUCGGCAUGGAAAGAAAUGGCGACAUCGUCCUCGGAGCCUCAUAUGCUCCUGGAUUCCAAAACAUCAAUUCAUCCCAAUGGACCCCCGAUCUCAUAACCUUCAGCGCCGACCCCGCCAAAACGGUCCUCAGCUGUUCCUGGCACCAACUCCAACUCCUCUCCACCCACCGCUUCAACGCCACCGUUCCCUUCCGCGUCUCCAACUCCGGUAAUGGCACCUCGCCCUUCGGUCCCGCGUUCUACGUCAUCGGCGUCAAUGAUCCCGGGGAAUAUGUCUUCAAAGCUGCAAUCUACAAUACCACCGCGCCGGUUCCGUUCUCGAUUGAUUUUGAAGGGGUGGAUGCGGGUGCGGUGGGGACGCUGACGGUGUUGAAUGUGCCCGAGGGAAAUGCGGUGAAUGUUUAUGGGGGUGAGGAUGUGGUUGUGAAGACGGUGAAGAAUGUUACGGCGGGGGCGGGGGGAAAGUUUGAGUUUGAGUUGAAGGAGUAUGAUAUUGCUGUUUUUACUACGUAG